Orcinus orca (killer whale) is the source of this 4003-nucleotide messenger RNA. RefSeq names its product tetratricopeptide repeat domain 39A (gene TTC39A). The coding region runs from base 1129 to 2859 and encodes 576 amino acids. The record is from RefSeq and is a predicted model, not a curated record. Lineage: Eukaryota; Metazoa; Chordata; Mammalia; Artiodactyla; Delphinidae. The transcript is spliced from 18 exons. Gene Ontology annotation, molecular function: protein binding.
UAUCAUGGCUGCUUCUACAGACUCCUCCUGUUUCCUUUUCUAACAUCCUGGAGCUCAGGGCAGAUCCAGGGGUGCUGGAGUCCCUCCUCCUUCUGUCCCCUGCCUUUGUGAAGGGACAGCUCUAAUGGCAGCCACGUGCUCUGAUGAGUCAUGAUUAAGAGCAUCUGGGGCCUGGACGUGGUAGCUGGUUAACUCUUCAUGGGCCAGUGGCUCUUCUGCCAGGAGACCAGGUCGGCUUCAACCCUGGUCCUAGACAUAUACCUUAGGGCUGGGCACACAGUAGGCAUCUGAGGAGUGUUAUGGGUGACCCCACAUAGGCCCUGGGGAUUCAGGGGAGAGGGGACCCAGAAGGCAAGGGUGUGCACUUUGGAGUCAGGAGGGUUGAGUUCCAAUCACGACUUGCCGUUUUUUUAGGUGAGUGGCCUUGGGCAAGUCACGUGAACUCUGUACCUUAGUUUCCCCAUCUGUAAAAUGGCAGCUAUGGGGACUAUUUGAGGAGGCGAGUGUGAACUGCUGGCUAGCAGCGAGUGCUAAACCGCGUUAUUUUCUGCCUUCUGGUCUCCUGCAAACACAGUCAAGCUGUGGACAGGUGGGUGGGAUUAAAAUCCAAGCCUGACUCUGGAGGCCAUGUCUUUCUUUGCAUGAAUGCCUCCGACCCGAUGCAGUAGGAUGAUGAAGGGCUUGGGUCGGGGGCGGUGAGAGUGGCAGGGAGGUGGACCUCAGGCCUAGGAGAACUUCCCGGGACCACACUGGUGGGGCUCCUUAGGAAGGAGCGAGCCCCCGCUCUCGGGGGCAUGGGCUGGGCAGACCUUGGGCGCCCAGGGGUCUUACCCGUCAAAGCGGAGGUGGGGCGGGGGCGCCUUCCGCUGGCGGGCAGGCCCCAAGCAGCCCCCGCCCGCUGCUGGGCCCGCGUCUGCGGUCGGCCUCGGGCGGGCGGCGGCCUGGCCCCACUGCGCAGGUGGGCAGACCGAGGCCCGGCCCUGCCCCGCCGCCUUCCCCGCCCCCGGCGCUCCCCUCCCCGGCCGGCGCGUCCGCGGCUCGGCGGCACAGCGCCCGCUCUGGGUUCCGGCGGCAGCACCUGGGCCGCGGCUGGCGUCCGCGGGGGCACGCUGUCCGCCCCCCUCGGCGAUGACCACGGCCGGCUCCCCGGGCGCCGUGCCGGCAGGGACUCCUGGGAGCAGCCUCCAUGAGUCCCUGGACCAGUGCAUGACCGCCCUGGACCUCUUCCUCACCAACCAGUUCUCAGAAGCACUCAGCUACCUCAAGCCCAGAACCAAGGAGAGCAUGUACCACUCACUGACGUAUGCCACCAUCCUGGAGAUGCAGGCCAUGAUGACCUUUGACCCCCAGGACAUCCUACUUGCUGGCAACAUGUUGAAGGAGGCCCAGUCGCUCUGUCAGAGGCACCGGAGGAAGUCCUCUGUAACAGAUUCCUUCAACAACCUGUUGCACCGCCCCACUAUGGACCAAUUCACGGAAGUGGAAAUCCACGCUGAGGUCUGCUACGCAGAGUGCCUGCUGCAGAGAGCAGCCCUGACCUUCCUGCAGGACGAGAACAUGGUGAGCUUCAUCAAGGGUGGCAUCAAAGUUCGAAACAGCUACCAGACCUACAAGGAGCUAGACAGCCUCGUGCAGUCCUCACAGUACUGCAAGGGAGAGAACCACAGGCACUUUGAAGGAGGAGUGAAGCUCGGUGUGGGAGCCUUCAACCUGACGCUGUCCAUGCUUCCUACCAGGAUCCUGCGGCUGCUAGAGUUUGUGGGGUUUUCAGGAAACAAGGACUACGGGCUGCGGCAGCUGGAGGAGGGGGCAUCGGGGCACAGCUUCCGCGCCGUGCUCUGUGUCAUGCUGCUGCUGUGCUACCACACCUUCCUCACCUUUGUGCUCGGCACUGGGAACGUCAACAUUGCGGAGGCAGAGAAGCUCUUGAGACCCUACCUGAAGCGAUACCCUAAGGGCACCAUCUUCCUGUUCUUUGCCGGGCGGAUUGAAGCCAUUAAAGGCAAUGUUGACGCGGCCAUCCGGCGGUUCGAGGAGUGCUGCGAGGCCCAGCAGCACUGGAAGCAGUUCCACCACAUGUGCUACUGGGAGCUGAUGUGGUGCUUCACCUACAAGGGCCAGUGGAAGAUGGCCUACUUCUACGCAGACCUGCUCAGCAAGGAGAACUCCUGGUCCAAGGCCACCUACAUCUACAUGAAGGCCGCCUACCUCAGCAUGUUUGGGAAGGAGGACUACAAGCCGUUCGGGGAUGACGAAGUGGAGCUGUUCAGAGCUGUGCCGGGCCUGAAACUCAAGAUUGCUGGGAAAUCUCUACCUACAGAGAAGUUUGCCAUCCGGAAGUCCAGACGCUACCUCUCCCGCAAACCUAUCUCAUUGCCCAUCCCUGCUCUGGAAAUGAUGUACAUUUGGAAUGGCUACGCUGUGAUUGGGAAGCAGCCGGAACUCACAGACGGGAUACUUGAGAUUAUCACCAAGACUGAAGAGUUGCUGGAAAAGGGCCCAGAGAAUGAGUACUCAGUGGAUGAUGAGUGCUUGGUGAAGCUGCUGAAAGGCCUGUGUCUGAAAUAUCUGGGCCGUGUCCAGGAGGCCGAGGAGAAUUUCAGGAGCAUCUCUGCCAAUGAAAAGAGGAUUAAAUAUGACCACUACUUGAUCCCAAAUGCCCUGCUGGAGCUGGCCCUGCUGUUUAUGGAGCAAGGCAGAAAUGAAGAGGCUGUCAAACUCUUGGAAACUGCCAAGCAAAAUUAUAAGAAUUAUUCCAUGGAAUCAAGGACACAUUUUCGAAUCCAGGCAGCCACACUCCAAGCCAAGUCUUCCCUAGAGAAUGGCAACAGAUCCAUGGUUUCAUCAAUGCCCUUGUAGUUUUGUGCAGCAUUCCCAGGCUGGAAGACAGAGUCAGCUGGACAGAGCUCCUGGAAACAUUUCAAAAAGAUCCCCUCCCCCUGCCCUGCCGUUGGGGUCCACCAGUGCUCCAGUGCGAUGACACGACAUAGGUAUCUGUGCAGAAGCGAAGCUGGCAUUUUCACCAGUGUGGCCAAGGGCCUCUGCCAAGGACAGAGUUGCUGGAGCCCUCUGCCUACCCUAUCACAUAUACGGGUACUUGUUUUUCACUGUGAUGUUUAAGAGAAUGUAUAAACAGUUUACAUUUUCCUUAGAAAUACAUUGAUGGGAUCAAAGCUUUGGAAAAAACUACCAACCAACCACCUGUAAAUCACUGUUUUAACCCCUACUGAUGUGGAGGCAAAUCUAUGAUGCCAAGGGCCAAAGUGCUUUUCAGAUUUGAGCGAGGUCUCAGCUUCCAGGGCUGGCAGGACCCAAAGGAGGAUCUGCACUGCAGGCUUUGAGGUUUCUGGGGGUUGGACAUAGAGGUUUCACACACUCCCAGUACCUUCCUUCUUACACUCCCUUUGUAACAACUUUCCAAUUUAAAAAAAAUCAAACACAUCUUUUUAGUGAGAUAAUUUUGAGUCCAUCUGUAGAAAAAAAAAAAUCAAUCUUCGCCACUAAGGAAUAGCGAUACCGAGGCCUGAAGGAAGGGGGAGCCCUGUGGCCCUUUCUGUGCCAAAGCCAAGAAGUUUGGCAGGUAAAGUUUCUCAGACACCAGUCUGCUAUAUGCCAAAUUGAAACCACUGGGAAUGAUUUAUGAAACAUAAAAAUCUUCUGUAUUUCCCUUCGAGGUACACUUAUUUACCGACAGCGUUUUUCUUAGAAACAGAAUGGUUAUUCUUGGCCUGUUUGUGUGUUUCAGAUUUUUCAGUUAAGAGAAAAGAUAUAUUUAAGUAAUAAAACUUAUACACUUUAAGAGAUCAUGCAACAUCUAUUUCAGUAAAAUAUGUUGUUGCUUGAAUUCUUAGGCUGGGCAGAAAGUUUGAAUCAGAAGUCAUAUGGCUCAGGCAUGUUUUAUUUAGCCAACAUGAUGUUUUAAAAUUUUUAGAAUAAGUUACUAACAUUUUAAAAUGGGGAGAUUUCACAAAUAAAUCUGGUUUCUGGCAUCUUAUUUUAAUAA